AUGGCUCUCGCGUAUCCUUGUCUACAUGGAAAAGACAUACAUGUUUGUACACACGUUUCUAUAUAUAUAUAUAUAUAUAUAUAUAUACAUAAAUAUAUAUAUAUAUAUGUGCAUGUCUUUUUUGUGGUAUGUUGUUUUUGUUCUUCGAUUUGUCGCGUAAAGACUUGCGGCGCAAGAGAGACCGUUCUCAAGUUCGUUCGCAGCUUCCUGCAAACGUCGCGUCUCUGUUCCUUCUCGAGUCUUGUCAGAACUUUUCCUGUAUUGAAUUAUUGCUGUGACGUUUUCCGUGGACGGCCUCCUCGUCGCUUCCUCGCUGUCGCCUCUCGACGGCAUGACGCAUCUAAGCUUCGAAGGUCACCCCGAUGUUCUGCGGCCUUCUCGUCUACUGCCCUUCCACGCACUCCCUGUGUCGUAUCCUCUCUUCCUGCUUCUCUCUCUUUCCUCUUCCUUCCAAUUUCUGCCUUUUCCUCGUUUUCUGGUGUUCGUCGCUCUGCUCUUCCUAGAGAGCAGCUCGAAGGCGCUGGUCGUAUGCGAGACAGUGCCGCAGCCAGCGAGUGCUCGGCGUUCGACUCGACACUGUGUAGCAAAGACGAUUCUUCCUUCGUUCGAAGCGCCUGUCUCGCUCGACGCCUUGUUCGGCAAAGUCGGCGAAACGGCAUGGACAGGCGCAAACCACACAUCCCUACGCACCGAACGGCCCUCCCAGAUCCACUUAUCAGCACAGAAGCAUCGCGUAUUUGA
Molecule: messenger RNA, 741 nt
Organism: Toxoplasma gondii ME49
Lineage: Eukaryota; Apicomplexa; Conoidasida; Eucoccidiorida; Sarcocystidae
Exons: 1
Coding region: 1-741 (246 amino acids)
Source: RefSeq, a predicted model, not a curated record